Messenger RNA from Cantharellus anzutake, 600 nucleotides. RefSeq lists its product as uncharacterized. The transcript has 3 exons. The annotation marks the transcript as partial. The record is from RefSeq and is a predicted model, not a curated record. Lineage: Eukaryota; Fungi; Basidiomycota; Agaricomycetes; Cantharellales; Hydnaceae.
GACGCUGCGGGCGUGUUGGUCCGUCGCCACGGAGUGUACGUUUGGGGUGCCGAUUGGGAGAAGGCGAAAACACAGACUGAGUGUUUGGAUUACUUGUUCGAGAUUUCUGUCAAGAUGAAGUUGGUUGGACUUCCCACCCUUCUUGGAGAGCAAGACGGGGCAUAGCACCUAGCAUGUAGAAUUUAAACGAAAUGUAUAAAUGAACCGUGUAUUGUAUGCCAGCUGUUGACAUACCAGCAGGAUGUGGGUCUAGGGCGUCCGCCAAUCUAGGGAUGCGUUGCCCCAAACUUCCCAAUAGAACUGUAGCCACCAUGAGCUCACGCACGCAGGAUCGAUCCAGUCGGUUGAUCCCCUGUAUUCCAGUACAUCACAAAUAUCAGCUCCGAUAUGAAACAUGAGAACAUACCCAUACUCGGUGAAUGUAACGAAAUCAGACCUAAAGAUCGAUUGUCAGCUACGCAAUCCAUGGCGAGCCACCCACCGAGGAUCGCCUGGGUGACAAAUAGUUACCUAGCGGUCCACACUGACCAGCCAGCAUCAUCCCUGGGUGUGAGGCAAGCCCCUCAUUUGGGUAAGGCAAAAUACAUGAUGAAGCGCUUA